Coprinopsis cinerea okayama7#130 is the source of this 456-nucleotide messenger RNA. RefSeq lists its product as hypothetical. Lineage: Eukaryota; Fungi; Basidiomycota; Agaricomycetes; Agaricales; Psathyrellaceae. The transcript is spliced from 2 exons. The record is from RefSeq and is a predicted model, not a curated record. The coding region runs from base 1 to 456 and encodes 151 amino acids.
AUGACCUCGACUACCACCCAUCGAGGUCACUGCGACGUCAUGCAGGCCUCCUCGUCGCUACCAACCCCAGGCUCCAGCAGCGUUAUGUCCCCUCGAAAGCCAACGCGUUAUCCAGUGUAUUCUCCAGACCACUUUGUGUCACGCUCGAAGAUGACGCAGAGCGAGGACGUGUCUCACAAGCGCUGGAAGAAACCACCCAGCACACCACGUUGCUCGGUGGGGAAGACGACUGAAAGAACGCCUUUACUCAGUGCGUGUGGGGAAGGGCAGGAAAGCCACAGCCAGCAGCCUACGGAGACUCCCGUCGUAACGCUUCCACGACGGAAAAAACCCUUCUAUCGAGCACGACCUCUGUGGCUAGUUCCGUUUGCUGUUGUGGCAGCCCUCGUCGUCAGUAUGCACUUCCUUUUCGAAGUUCGCAAUCUAACCGAGUUCUAUGACAUCAGCGGGGGAUGA